AUGCACGCUGGCUCAAUCUAUACGGAUGGCGGCUAUUUCCUCAGCGACGAUAUUCACGGAUUCGACUCGGCUUUCUUCCAAUUACCUGAGAACGAUGCCAUGGCGAUGGAUCCACAGCAGAAGCUGCUACUAGAGAAUGUUUACCACGCACUAGAAAACGCCGGUAUUUCGUUGAAGGAUAUUGCUUCCUCGAAGACAUCAGUAUAUGUCGGAUGCUCGAACGUUGAUGCUCUAGCGCUAUCCAAUUCGGAUCCUCUACUGUUCUCGCAAAAUCAAGCGGCCGGCACAAGUCCAGCCAUCCUUGCCAACCGAAUUAGUUGGUUCUUUGAUCUGCAGGGCACCAGCCAGACCAUUGACACGGCCUGUUCAAGCAGUCUAGUGGCAUUUCAUCAAGCUUGCCAGAAUAUAAAAAGCGGAGACUCAGACAUGGCUAUCAUCAGUGGUGUGAAUCUAGUGCAGCACCCUAGCUCGACACAGAAUUUGUGUAGCUUGGGAGUUCUGUCACCUGAAGGGCAAUGUCUCACGUUCGAUGAGCGCGCUAACGGCUAUGGUCGGGGAGAAGGCGUCGGAACUGUGAUUAUCAAGCCGUUACAUGCUGCUAUCAGAGACUCGAAUCCUAUAAGAGCUGUCGUGCGUGGUACAGGAUCGAACCAAGAUGGAAAGACGGCUGGCAUCACCCUUCCCAGCGCACGGGCCCAAGAAUCCCUGAUCCGUCAAGUCUAUGCAUCAUACAACCUUGAUAUGGCUGACACUAGUUAUGUCGAAGCGCACGGAACUGCCACGCUAGUGGGUGAUCCGCUAGAGUUGACUGCAAUUACUAGCGCUUUCGACUGUGAAAGAGACUCAGACAUCUAUGUUGGCUCGGUAAAAUCGGUCAUUGGCCACCUGGAAGGUGGUGCAGGUAUAGCAGGGUUGAUAACUGCCACUCUCGCGAUCGAAUCUAAGAUGAUCCCUCCAGUGGCCAAUCUACAAAACCUCAACCCUGCUAUACCAGCAGCCAACCAUGUCAAGAUAUCGAAAGAAUGCCUCCCGUGGCCAAGCAAUGGCGUAAGACGUGCAUCAGUGAACUCUUUCGGAUUCGGCGGCACAAAUGCUCAUGUCGUUCUCGAAGACUUGGACGGGUUUAUGCAACAAAAGCUCAGUCAACAAAACAUUCAAGACAUGACGGGGCGCGAAAACUCUCCCGGUCUGACAAGUACUGCUUGUUUGACAAAUGGUUCAGCUAGAGGCCACACCAAUGGACGGACACCAUCCGUCUCAAAGAGGGUUCUUGCCUUGACUGCGUUCGACGAGGAAGGAAUUAACCGGAACAGGAUGCAAUUGAGCAAGUAUCUUGCUUCGUUAUCGGACUUAAAUGACGAAAGUCAACAAAAGUUUUUGGAUGAUCUACUCUACACCAUGAACGAAAAGAGAACAUCCUUCAGCUGGCGAACGUAUUGCCUCGUAGGCGACAAUCUCGGAAGUGUCAUCACUUCUUUAUCCCAGGGUCUCCGCCCAACCAGAGCUUCAGUUCUUCCGAAAAUAACACGCUUCGUAUUUACUGGGCAAGGCGCCAACUGGCCUGGAAUGGCACAAGACUUGAGAGAGUUUCCGCUUUUCAAGCAGAGAAUUGCCGAGGCAACCAUGUUUUUCAAAAGCCUAGGGGCCCCCUGGGAUCUUCAAGAGAGCCUAGCAAGCCUGGAUUUCGACAUAGCAGAGCCAUCUUUUGCACAGUCAUCAUGUGUCGCCGUACAAGUCGCUCUUGUCGAUCUUCUCACGAGCUGGAAGAUUCUUCCAGCAACAGUAGUAGGCCACUCGUCGGGAGAAAUUGCUGCCGCAUACUGUGCUGGGAAGAUAUCGCGCCAAGCUGCCUGGAAAGUCGCAUUUCACAGAGGUCAAGUCUGUUCUCAGAAGGCUGAUGGCAGCGGAACCAUGCUUGCCGCAGCCAUAGCGGUACAGACUGCGGAGGAGUUGCUGGCUCGCCUCAAAGAGCUCGAACCACUGGAUGUUACCAUUGGAUGCUUCAACAGCCCUAAAAAUGUCACUUUCACAGGCAAGAGGGCGGGGAUCGCUAGACUACAGCAAGAACUCGACCGCAUGCAGGUUUUCAACCGUGCUCUUCCUGUAAAAGUUGCCUACCAUUCACCAGAUCUCCAGGACGUCGCAGAUGAAUACCUAGCCAGUCUUGGUGACCUAGAUUUCGGUGACAAAAUUAACGAGGAUGCUACGAUUCAGAUGUAUUCGUCCGUGACAGGUAAACCUUUCGGGCCGGCAGACAAGAUCUCGCCGUCGUAUUGGGUGGAAAAUCUUGUGUCUCCCGUAAGGUUUUCUACUGCUCUGCUGCGUUCGUUCGGCCUUCAGCAGGACAGAGGAAAGCACAACCAAAUGACGGAGACCAUCAUCGAAAUUGGACCCCAUUCUGCUCUUCGGAGUGCAAUCAAAGAUACGUUGGAUACGUCAGAAAACUUGCGCCAGGUCGGUUAUUCAAGUCUAAUGAAACGGAACGAAACUACUGGAGAUACCUUGAUGCACACUAUGGGCUCUUUGUAUAGUUCAGGUUAUGAUAUUGAUCUUCCCACGAUCAAUAAUGACCGAAAAUCAGCUGGGAGCGCAGCCGAGGCAACCCAGAUAUUACGAGAUCUUCCUCCAUACGCCUUUGGCCAUACGAGCAAGCGGAUGACAUCAAGACAGAUCGAGUUUGUCAAGUUUCCGGAAUUUCAGAGACAUGAGCUUCUUGGCAUGCCAACAGUCGACUCAAACCCAUUUGAACAGCGCUGGCGCAAUUCAAUCCGACUUCAGGACGUCCCAUGGCUCUCUUCUAACAAGCUCAACGACAAGGUCAUCUUUCCCGGGGUGGCAUAUAUUUCAAUGGCAGUAGAGGCGGCUUUACUCGCCUCCCGAAGUGAGGGGGCUUUGGCCGGAGUAGAACUUCGAGAUGUUUCCAUCCGAGAGUCUCUGCUCAUCCCUGACAAUCCCCAAGGCAUCGAGACCAUAUUCUCUCUUAGCAGAUCCACCAGUGGGUCUGAUGCCUCCUCCCCAUGGUCUACUUUUCGCUUCAUAUCCCACAACGAUAUUGAGAAUACGUGGGUCGAACACUGCUCCGGCUCAAUCCGGGUUGAAAAAGACAAAAGUUACACUCCACAACCAACGCUGUCCAAAGAAUUGGACAAUGCCACACGCUCACCAAGCGCCCAACAAGAAUACUUCACUCGCACAAUCGAAGGCACACUACUGUACGAAGAAUUUGCAUCUGCUGGGAUGACGUUUGGUAGUGAUCUCCAGAACAUGCAGGAGAUUCAACUUUCAACCGACGCUAAGGCUUUUGCUUCACUCGUUAGAUCUCCAGAUAUACCCAAGAAAGCUCACGACCACUACGUCAUUCACCCAUGCGCUCUUGAGAGUAUCCUCCAUGGUUUACUAUGCAUCUGUAGUGAGGAGGGCAGUCUUGUUGGCGGUACAAUGGUGGCUAAUCGAGUGGAGAGGAUCUGGAUUGCAGACCCUCUCACUGACAUCGACUGCAAAGUUUACAGUUCAUUCGCCGAAGCAAGAAGGGAGACUUCGACUCUUUACAGGUCAAACAUUGAGAUCUAUGAGAAAGGGGCAUCAGAGACUCCCAGGAUGGCCAUCAGUGGAUUUGACCUAGUUUCACUGCCACCUCCAGAAGACGAGCAAGCUAGCGACGAAGCUCUCUACGUCGAAGAAUGGAAACCGGACGUAAAGAUGUUAAGCUCCAUUGAGAAAUUUGACGUUAAAGCUAAACCAGUGGUCGACUUGAUCAAAGCAGUCGCCAAGAGUGACCACGAGCUUUUCCAACUCGCAUCUGCUGUUUUCAUCUUGGACACAGUUGAAAAGUUGGACAGCAUCAACAUCGAGGGUCUGCCAUCGCAUCUCAUAUCAUACGUCAAAUGGAUUCGAGAACAGUUUGAAUUGAUCUCCCAAGGGAAUGCUCUGAUCCUUGACGUCCCUCUCUUGACGCAGAUACGUGCGAACACUGAUAUGAGGCAGAACCUGCUGGAUAAAACGUCUAAGAGCGCUGCACGUGGAGAGCUCCUAGUUCGCAUUGGAACCCGAAUAGAAUCGAUUCUAAGGCAGGAAAGCGACGGCUUGGAGCUCAUGUUCGGAGCCGAUGAUAUUAUGACUCGUACUUACGACGAGUGCUUGCCAGGUGAUAUGGGCAUCCGCCUUUGGCAGUAUUUCCACUGUCUAGCCCACAACCAGUCUGGGCUGAAGGUUCUCGAAGUCGGUGGUGGAACUGGAAGUGCAACAAAUAUCGUCUUGGAUGCUCUCAAAAGUGCCAGAGCCCGCGACAAUGAAAAUGGUGUUCAUCCUGUGGCUAUAUACGACUUCACGGACAUCUCAGCUGCCUUCUUUGAGAAUGCCAGAGAGCGAUUUUCGGAUUGGAAUGAUGUCAUGCGCUACAAGACACUUGAUGUCGAGAAGGACCCAGCCCUACAAGACUACGAAAUUGGGUCUUAUGACUUGAUUAUCGCAACACAUGUUUUGCACGCCACAGCAGAUCUUGGAGGGGACCUUAUCCUGAUCGAAAACGUCAAUCCUGAACUGAUGAGUGCAUCGCUGAUAUUCGGUAUACUUUCCGGGUGGUGGAGGAGUACUGAAUCCUUCCGUCAAUCCAAUCCGCUCAUUACGGAGCACCAAUGGAACUCUGCGUUGUCAAAUGCUGGUUUCACUCCAAGGCUUCAUUUACCUACAACAGUGGAAGCAGGCGGUAAUGAGAUAUCUGCUAUUAUCGCGCGAGCAAAGGACGACACCGCCUCCCCUGAAAGUCGACCACGUUGUACCAUUCUGUAUGACUCAACACAUGAAACCCAGAACACACUGGCUGAGCACCUGCUCAAGACAUUGGAAUACCAGACAUCGUUGGUCAACUUUAGCGAUAUCAGUCCGGAGACGCUUACGGCAGACUUCUACAUACCACUCUUUUUCCUAGGUGGGCUAAAGCUCUCGAAUGUGACCGAGGUAGACUUCUACAAGCUCAAGCUUGUGCUGGAUACCUGCACCAAGGUUCUUUGGGUUAUGGACGAUCCAGUGGAUGACCCCGAAACAGCGAUGUGCAUUGGUCUUAUUCGGACUAUCAAAUGGGAACGGGAUCCAGACGGAGUCAAUUUCACAACCCUGACAGUACGCCAACCGUUACCAGAGGUAGAUGCUCUUGCGUCGGAAAUCACUUAUCUCGCUAAGGAGGCAUACAAUUCCCCGCAUAUAGUACCUAGGAAUGUGGAGUACUCACUCAAGGAUGGUGUGUUCCUGACAAGCAGACUUUUGCCUGCACCCAGUGCAAGCAAGGCUGUUAUCAAGAAGAAAGAGCCAAACUUCGAGCAUGCCCGACUAAGUGACAUCGCUCACCCGGUUGCACUCACUUUGAUGGACCCUCACAAACCACAGUCACUGCAAUUCGUUGAUGACGCGUCUAUGGACGGCGCCCUAGGCGACAAUGAGGUGGUCAUCAAGGUCAAUGUUACCGCGCUGACACCGGAAGAUGUCGAGGAAGUUGUACGCUUAAUACCUGGACAAGGACUUGGAAGGUCCUGCGCUGGCACAGUCCAGAAAAUAGGCCAGACGGUCACGAACGUCACAGUUGGCGAUCGUGUCGUGGCCAUUCGGCCUACAAGCUCUACUGGAUCCAUUCGGACUCACUUCCGGACUCAUCAUAACGCAGUCCAGCGGAUUCCGGACAGUGUAAGCCUCUCCGAUGCAGCUACGCUUCCAUGGGCCUUUCUCACUGCCUAUUAUUGUCUGCUGAGGGUGGCUCACUUGCAACCGGAAGAAACUGUCAUGAUUCAAGACGCCGACAAGCCAGUCGGCCAAGUAGCGAUACAACUCGCACUGUCCACUCAGGCCAAACUGCUUGUCACUGUUUCAACCAACGCCGCCAAGAACUCGCUCGCUUCUUCGUUCAAGGUCGACCCAUCAUGCAUUUUUUCAAGCGAGGACAUGUCAUCGAUCCCCAAAGCGGUUGGCUCAGACUUUGGUAGCCGUGGGGUUGACGUAUACCUAAACUGUGGAGCAUCUGGAGUUUCCGGCCUGUAUCAGCAAUACAUCUCCUAUGGUACUCGGCUUGUUGAUCUUUUCGGUGACGAGACAACCAGCGGAUCCUCACUCAACGCUUUUUGUACGAGGAAUGUGUCUUACACAUGCGUCGACAUGGAUGUAGUGGCCACUAUGCGUGCUGAGAUCGUUCAGGAAGCACUCACGACAGUCUCAUCGCUGCUAGCCACAGGCAAACUACAACCAAUCCAGGAUGUGCAGAACAUGGGAUUCUCAGAAAUCCAGAAAGCUCUGGUUCAAUGUCGGGAUAGAUCCUCCAAACCUCCCUCGAUGUUCGUCUUCUCUCCUGAAGACAAUGAAACUGUGCCAAUAGGUAUCCGGCCGAUCGGGAACUAUCGCUUCCCGGAGAACGCCUCCUAUCUUCUUAUUGGAGGUUUUGGAGGUAUUGGGAGACGGGUUUCAUCCUGGAUGCAAUCUCGCGGAGCAAGAAACUUCAUCUUCCUGUCAAGGUCAGGAUAUAGUGGGCCGUCUGCAAGGAAACUACGUGACGAAGUGACUGCUUUGGGCUGUACGGUGGAAAGCGUGCAGUGCGACGCAAGUGAUGCCGAGGCGGUUCGAUUGGGGCUGGAGAAAGUUCAAAGAACGAUGCCACCCAUCAAAGGAUGCAUACAAUGUUCCAUGGUGCUUCAGGAUUCCAUGUUUGACAACAUGUCUUGGAACCAAUUCCAAGAUGCUACAACGCCCAAGGUCGCUGGCUCAAUCAAUGUCGCCGACAAUAUUCCUCGCGAUUUGGACUUUUUCGUCCUUCUUUCCUCUUCGGCAUCAACGAUUGGUAACCGUGGCCAAGCUAAUUACGCGGCUGGCAAUGCUUUCCUGGAUGCAUACGCUCGAAAGCUCACCAGGCUCGGUCGCCCUACUACUUCAAUCAGUCUUGGAACUGUCCUUUCAGUGGGUUGGGUUGCAGAAAAUCAAGGAGCUCUCCCCAUAGCGCUUUCUUACUCGGACAUAUCAGAAGAUCGCCUCUUGUCCCUCCUGGAAUACCACAUAGACCCUCGUUGGGGCGCAGCCAAGAAUCCAGAUACGUGCCAUACCAUUACGGGCUUGAGAUCGGCCGCAGAAUUCGAAGAAUGCGGCAUCACAUUGCCUGAAUUCAUGGCAUAUCCGCUUUUCACGCAUCUCCGUAACAAGAGAGAGGCGAGAUCUAAGAAGACGGAAGACAGCAUCACGACAGCACAAUCUCUCGAGUUGGCCACGUCGGACGAAGAACGGGCCGAUUUGGUCGUCGACGCUAUCAUCUCCAAGAUUUCCAGAGUCAUGGCGAUGUCUCCUGAAAAUUUGGAGCCUCAAAGAGCUCUUGUGUCGUAUGGUGUCGACUCUCUUGUCACCGUUGAUGUAAAGGCAUGGUUCAAGAAGGAGCUUGGUGCAACAGUUUCAACGCAGGACCUAAUAGGCGAGCUCACGAUCUAUGACCUAGCGCAAAAGGUUGUGGCAAGCACACAUGUACCUAUGACGAAUGGCACAACAUAG
Messenger RNA from Neoarthrinium moseri, 7512 nucleotides. RefSeq lists its product as uncharacterized. The transcript has 9 exons. Gene Ontology annotation, biological process: secondary metabolite biosynthetic process; fatty acid biosynthetic process. Gene Ontology annotation, molecular function: phosphopantetheine binding; oxidoreductase activity; 3-oxoacyl-[acyl-carrier-protein] synthase activity. The record is from RefSeq and is a predicted model, not a curated record. NCBI's taxonomy places the organism in Eukaryota, Fungi, Ascomycota, Sordariomycetes, Amphisphaeriales, Apiosporaceae. The coding region runs from base 1 to 7512 and encodes 2503 amino acids.